AAUAGUUGGCUGAUCUGUACACACUAAGCCAUCGGGGCAGACGAAAGUUUGAUCUACUGUAGGACUAUCUCCGCCGAAACAAAAUUGAUACGAAGUCUGAUUUAUGCAAGCCACUCCAUUGCUUUGACAGACAUUACAAUUUCCCUGGACCUGCAGCAGCAAAUUAGUGCUCAGCGCGAGGAAUAUGAAUAGCUUAUUACGCAUUUUUAUGCUCACAACUCUGAAGACGAUAUUUCUAUGGGCCGGCUGACGUUUUUGGCACUGCUUUUAAAUGCUUCUUUCCCAUUAUCACUUGAAUUUAAAACAUAACCACAAAAGUUUAUGACGGCGCAUGAUUCACAGGGCCAAAGGCUUAUAGGUGGUAUCAAAUAAAUCUGGCGACCUUGAUUUAUAUGGCGAAAAGUUAGUUUAUCUUUACAAUCUACGCACAAUUAGGCUAUAUAAACAGAAAUGCCGCUUUGCAAAUAGUAAGACUGGUGCUCUUAAGAAACCAUCAUAGUCAGACCUAUUUCGGUGUUUAACGAAACCACGCAACCGCCACUAGACAUGCAAUUCCUAGCAAUAACGUUAAUAUUGCUGCUAUCUAAUUUCAACUGCUCCCUGGCACAGUCCAGAUGCAAUCAAUGUUUGGAAAACGGAAUAGCCUGCCUGGAUACAUGGCGUUAUGUAUCCUGUACUGAAGAUGUGCCCGGGAUCGAUGUCAAUUCUUGUCCCAGCGGCAGUGUGUGCACCAACCAAGCGGAGAUUUGUGCGACACCUACGCAGGAAACAACUGCCGCCUGCUCUGAGGAUAGAUGUUCGAAUUGUGAUCUGACAAAUAGAGUCUAUGCUUGCCUGGAUGAAUACACAUUUGGUAUCUGCUAUAAUCAAAAUACGGUCCAUGAAGGAUCUAUUCAACAGUGUCCAGAAGGACGCUAUUGCAGUGUGGAUCCUCCGAUAUAUUGUACUCCGACCGAAUCAUCUGUUCCCACUUGUGCGAGUCGACCACCAGAUGUCUCUACUGAAUCAUCCGCUCCAACUACGUCGGAAUCCACAACGAUUUCAAGUACUGAGUCCUCUACGUCUGACCCUUCGACUACAUCGGAAUCCACAACGAUUUCAAGUACUGAAUCCUCUACGUCUGAUCCUUCGACUCCAUCGGAAUCUACAACAAUUUCAAGUACUGAAUCCUCUACGUCUGAUCCUUCGACUCCAUCGGAAUCUACAACGAUUUCAAGUACUGAAUCCUCUACGUCUGACCCUUCAACUACAUCGGAAUCCACAACGAUUUCAAGUACUGAAUCCUCUACGUCUGACCCUUCGACUACAUCGGAAUCCACAACGAUUUCAAGUACUGAGUCCUCUACGUCUGAUCCUUCGACUCCAUCGGAAUCUACAACAAUUUCAAGUACUGAAUCCUCUACGUCUGAUCCUUCGACUCCAUCGGAAUCUACAACGAUUUCAAGUACUGAAUCCUCUACGUCUGACCCUUCAACUACAUCGGAAUCCACAACGAUUUCAAGUACUGAAUCCUCUACGUCUGACCCUUCGACUACAUCGGAAUCCACAACGAUUUCAAGUACUGAGUCCUCUACGUCUGAUCCUUCGACUCCAUCGGAAUCCACAACGAUUUCAAGUACUGAGUCCUCUACGUCUGAUCCUUCGACUCCAUCGGAAUCCACAACGAUUUCAAGUACUGAAUCCUCUACGUCUGAUCCCUCGACUACAUCGGAAUCCACAACGAUUUCAAGUACUGAGUCCUCUACGUCUGAUCCCUCGACUACAUCGGAAUCCACAACGAUUUCAAGUACUGAGUCCUCUACGUCAGACCCUUCGACUCCAUCGGAAUCCACAACGAUUUCAAGUACUGAGUCCUCUACGUCAGACCCUUCGACUCCAUCGGAAUCUACAACGAUUUCAAGUACUGAAUCCUCUACGUCUGACCCUUCGACUACAUCGGAAUCCACAACAAUUUCAUGUACUGAGUCCUCUACUUCUAGUCGUCCUUCUUCUUCCGAAUCUACCAUGGAUUCAUCUACUACCCCUUCUACUGUCUCUCCGACAGAUUCUGCGUCAACCACGACGCCAGUACCCACAACAGUACACCCUGUCACGUUUUGUGCCAAUGUACAGAUGGAAGGUAGCUUCAGAGUAGAAAGCGAUCCAACGUGCAAAGAUUAUAUUUAUUGUUAUGAUCUAUCCGGACAACUUUUGGGCUGGUUAUUUCACUGUAAUACUAAUGAAUAUUUCAAUUCUGAGACUGGACGAUGUGGAACGGAGAGGCCGUCCGAUUGUUAAGAUAAUAAAAUGCGUUGAUAUUAUUUUUAUAUUUAAUAAAUAUUUAAAACAA
Scaptodrosophila lebanonensis is the source of this 2329-nucleotide messenger RNA. RefSeq names its product flocculation protein FLO11. NCBI's taxonomy places the organism in Eukaryota, Metazoa, Arthropoda, Insecta, Diptera, Drosophilidae. The record is from RefSeq and is a predicted model, not a curated record. Gene Ontology annotation, molecular function: chitin binding. The coding region runs from base 547 to 2277 and encodes 576 amino acids. Gene Ontology annotation, cellular component: extracellular region. The transcript has 6 exons.